This is a messenger RNA of Venturia canescens, 1202 nucleotides long. Its product is annotated as heme transporter hrg-1-like. Gene Ontology annotation, biological process: heme transport. The transcript is spliced from 3 exons. NCBI's taxonomy places the organism in Eukaryota, Metazoa, Arthropoda, Insecta, Hymenoptera, Ichneumonidae. Bases 275 to 727 code for a protein of 150 amino acids. The record is from RefSeq and is a predicted model, not a curated record. Gene Ontology annotation, cellular component: lysosomal membrane; plasma membrane. Gene Ontology annotation, molecular function: heme transmembrane transporter activity; heme binding.
ACACAUGCGGCAAAUACAUAUACGAAUAACACGUAUGUGCGGUUUAGCUCGGCGACCCAACCUGUUCGUUAUCUUGCAGAAAUAUGCACAUAUAGCUAAACAACGCCAUACUGUAAAGAGUGUAAAGCAGAAUCGAAAUAAAAGUAAAUCCAUCUGUAUCUAUACGGAGAAUUUUUACCCCACACACUUCUCUGAAUUUAGUGAACGACGCAUUAGUAAAGAAUACGCAAAUAUCGUUGGUGCGUGGUGAGAAGUAGAAUCACAAGUGUUCAAUAUGUUGCGAGAUGUAAUAUUGCGUCUUGUGGUAAGCGGCAUUGGCGUUUUCGUCGGUAUUCUCGGUUUUUUCGUGCUAUGUGUUGGUUAUGGCAAUCACGAUGUAGGCUUUUGGGCGGUUUUGGCAACUGUCUUUGCCGGAGUUUGUUUCCAUCUUCAUUGGGUCUACGGUAGAAAUGCUCUGGAGGUUUGUCAUACUACAAGAUCUCUUCGUAUCCUGACUCAUGUGGGUUUUGCAGUUGGAGUUAUAGGUGCCGCUGGUAUCAUUUGGUACCUUUUCCUUACAUUCUACCGCAAUAUUACCUCUCCCACUGUGGCGGAAAACACUGUGAUAGCAGCUGUUUGGGCUUUCAUGAGUGGCAAAUGGGGUUUUACAUUGAUGUAUUAUGGCACCAAGUACGAGGUAAUAAUCAGAGAAAAUCCAUCUUCUAUGCUGAGCCAAGAUGGAGCUUGAAAGGAGAGACUCAAAAGCUGCAUUAACUCUUGACUUAUAUUUUAGGGUUUAGGAUAUCCCUAGCAAAUUGAAAAUUCAAAUUAAAACCUCCGGUUUAUUUUUUUAGGCAACAGAUUUUCUCUAUAAAAAAAUUUUUUUUUCUCAAUAAAGAAUAUGUAAAACAGAGACAAAACUUCUUGAAGUCUCAAUCUUGACACCUAUUGAAUAAGCAAGAGAUUAAAAGCAAUUGGGGCUGUUUAAACCCCAUUGAAGUCUUUAUAUUACUACGAAUUAUACAUUAAGAGGUUGAGAUUCCUUAAAAUCUGUUAUAUAAUCCAACUAUUUUGUAUUAAUCGUUUUAUAUGGUAUUUUUAUAAAAUAAUAAAUCAACAAAUAUAUAUCCAUAUAUUGUAUAACCAAAGAGUACGCGAAAGUUUGUACUAAUUAUCCAAACAAUUGUAUUGAUUGAGUAUUCAAUGAAUUAUUUACAAAAGUU